Molecule: messenger RNA, 2995 nt
Organism: Limulus polyphemus (Atlantic horseshoe crab)
Lineage: Eukaryota; Metazoa; Arthropoda; Merostomata; Xiphosura; Limulidae
Exons: 11
Coding region: 152-976 (274 amino acids)
Cellular component (GO): plasma membrane
Source: RefSeq, a predicted model, not a curated record
UGAUGUUUUUCUAGGUGGAUCCUGUAACCCCACACACUGGAGAACUAAUAUUGCUAUCCCUCUAUUAGAAAAUUGUGGAAUUACGUAUUACAACCCUCAACGUAAAGACUGGAGGCCAGAACUCUUGCAACAGGAAAAUGUAGCAAAAAAGAUGUCCAAGAUUUUACUUUUCGUUGUUGACAACCAAACUCGUUCUGUGGCUACCAUGAUUGAAACAGCCUAUCUAGCAGGAACUUGUGCAAAGAACUUGUUUCUUGUGAUUCAGAACCUAGAAGAUACGCAGUCCAUCUUACACAGAGAAGUAAUCUCUAAUGAUGAAAAAUUAGAACUGAAAGAAGCUCAUGAACUCCUGAAAUAUUUAGUCCAGAAACAAAAUGUUCCAGUGUUUGCGACUGUUGAAAAUGCUGUCCCAGAAAUUACUAAUUUUUUCAAGAGAAGCUUCCACUCUUUGAGAAGGAAGGGCCUGAGUAAUCAUCCAACCAUAAAAGUCAACUCGCAACUUACAGGCAAAACAGAGAAAUGGUGUUCAAGUUGGGAAUACUACACGAAUAGUUCCUCUGCUAGUGCUAUCUGUAUGUGCUUUGAGAGGAAAAUUUGCCAUACACGAAAUAAUGAUAUAACUACCUCCAUAGAAAGUAGAAAAGGUGUGACCUGUAGCAAACCAAGUAACGAGCUAGCCCAAAAGGUGGAAGCCAUUGAAAAAUGUAAAAAUCCAGCCUUUAUCAUCGGGGAAAAUUGCAGAGGUCUUUCAGAGCUGAUUCUGGCUUCUUAUAUAAUUGGACGAGGACAGAAUGUUGUUCUUCAUGUACAGAACCUGAAACAUGGUGUCGUUAUAGGUGAUGAAGAGUUAUCUCAAGAAGCCAUAAAAGACUACAAUCGAGGAAGAGCCUACCUGAUGGACCUUGCUCAGAGGUCUCAACUUACUGAAGUUAGGGAUUUUGGAAAUUACCCUGUUAAGCUAUGUUGUAACAGAUAAUGAAGGCAUUUAUGGGCCAUCUUGUUGUUUGUACUUUUUUUUGUUUUGCUGUCCAGAAAGUAGUGGAUAUCUUCAAUUGUAAAGAUUUGUUUGAAAGCCUUUGAAAUAGAGAACAUAGAGAUGAAAAUGUAUUCCAGUUACAUUAUCUUCUGUAUUCGGAAACAGAGUGUGAAAACUCAUAGCUUAAUUAUCAGUUCAUUUAACAGUAAGACAAAACUUUGAAACAAGAAAGGAAUGAAGACAAAUUUUAACUAAACUCUUCUACAUCUAUCAAGCUAUAUAUAUAUAUAUAUAUAUAUAUAUAUUUUAAAACAGUAUUAUACUUCUAAGUCAGCCAUUUGCAGAGACUACAGAGAAAUUUUAGAAUAACCGAGAACAGAAAUUCUAGGAGGCUUUCACAGGCUAAGAAGUAGUUUCCUAUAAGCGGUUAAAUGUUUUUAACCAGAAAGACUUUAAUUUGUCUUAGUUGAUACAAUAUGUUUUGAAUUUGUUUUAAUGUGCACUUGCAUGAAAAUAUUUUGUUUAUGAAUGCAUGUAUGUGAAUUUUCAAUGAGGCAGGAAUAUAAUGGGAUUUAUUUUUUAUAGCCCACAAGAAUUAUUUCAGUAUUAUAUUGUGUUAUAGAAACAUCACAUAUACUCCAGCUUGAGUAUGUUUUAAUCUUACUUGAAAGUUUAUUUUAUUUUUUAUAGAACUUAUUUCUCGUAACUCACUACAGGAAGAUGUGUAUUUCUACACCAAAAUGUUUUGUAUCUUCCUUAAAUGAUAACUUCUGCAACACAAAGGCGAAAUGGGGUAGUCAGAAACGUAAGGUUCAAUCAUAACUUAGAACAUAUUACUUAAGGUUGGGGGGGGCAUCACUUGCCACUCUUAACUGGAUAGCAGAGGAUGGACAGUCACAGUUGUAAUGAUGCUAUAGUUAGACGUGUGGACCAUAUAUUGUGGUUUGAACAGUUGAUUUUUUGCUAACCACCACACCAAGUCUACCUCCCUAAGAAAUAAAGUGGAAGUGUUGAUGUAAUUAUUUUGACCAUUGUACCCUAUAAUGGAUAUUUGAAGAAGUUGAAGUAGCUGUUAUCUCUCAUUUUGUGCUCCAACUAACUGAGACGAUGAAGUAGCCUUCAAUUGCUCAUGAUUUGAUGUGAGAAUAGAGGUUUCUAAUACUUCUGCCCCUCUUCAUCCCCAACGGCUCCGCGGCAAGGCUUACGACACUAGAAUUCGAGUUUUGAUACCCAUAUUGGGCAGAGCACAGUGUGUAACUGUACUUAACAGCAACCAAACUAAAUCAUCUACUCAUAUUUUGUGUAAUUAAAGGAACUUCAUUUAUAGAUAUAUUUUGGGAACUGGGUAUAUAGAAAGCUCUUAGUGCUGAAAGUAAAAUGAUUUUUAAUUUCUUAACAUUUAUAUUAUUGGAUAUUAUUUGAGGCCAUUCUGUAAAAAUCGUUAUUCAUUUAUUUUAUAAUAAAAUAUUUAUAUACCACUAGUUUUCUGCAUGUACAGAUGUCAAAUUGUUGUUAUAAGUAACCUGUUUUGAAAAUAAAACUUGUGUCCCUUCUUAUACAGAAAAUUGCAAAUGAUUGUAACACUACCAUAAAAAUAUUUUGAAUGUGACUCAAGGAAAUUCCUAUCAUUACGUACAUAUAAAAAAAGGAAGUAGUAAUGGUAUAAAUUGUUAUCAAACAAUUAGUAUUUCGGCUUCAUAUGUUUGUUAUAUAGUCAUUGUUAAAUACGCUUUUACUUAACAACAAAACAAACUUGCAAUACUCUAAAGUGGCGUAAGUUUUUUUACCAUUUUGCAGCUUGUGUUUCUUAGGUGAUAAUAGAUAAGGUAGGUUGUGGAUAUAGCUUGAAUGAGUUGGCAACUUAAUCUUUUACCUUGGACUUUAUUUAUGAAUCUUGCUUCCUGUUGCAAUGAAGAGUUAUAUGCACGUAGAAGGUGCAAAGAUCCUUUUGACUCAUUUCGCCUAAAUGUAUGUUUUACAAGAACGAAUAAAAAUGUACGUGAAGUUUUACAUACAUGA